This is a messenger RNA of Beauveria bassiana ARSEF 2860, 393 nucleotides long. RefSeq lists its product as uncharacterized. NCBI's taxonomy places the organism in Eukaryota, Fungi, Ascomycota, Sordariomycetes, Hypocreales, Cordycipitaceae. Bases 1 to 393 code for a protein of 130 amino acids. The transcript has a single exon. The record is from RefSeq and is a predicted model, not a curated record.
AUGGAGGCUGCUCUAGAGGUCCUACGUCUACAUGAGAUGUACCAGACGCUUCUGCUGGACCUUAGCGAUGCGCAGAGGAAGAAUGAAUCUUUACAACGAUCGUUGACAGAGGCGCAGGACCAGUUGGACGAAGUAUCUAUGGAUAGAGAGAUCCUCGAAAGGGAGAUAGACCUGCAGAAGGACGCGCUCGUAGAGAAAACAGAAUACAUCCGUGUGCAGGACUUCACCAUGAUGGAGGCACAGAGGCAGCUCCAAUCAUUGGCUGCAUUAAACGAUGCGAGGGGUCAAGUCAUCCUCGCGCUGAAUCGGUGUAUCCACUGUCCCAGCCCACAUGAGGUCGUUUUAGAGAACGGAGGCGCGAGGAAGCGGAAGGCAGAGGAAGCAGGGCUAUAA